GAAAUUGGUUGUUAUCUAGAGAAAAUCAGUGUUACAUCCAGCAAGUGUUUGAAACGGUCCGGCCGCGUUUCCUUCAUGCAAUUUUCUUUAACAAGUGAAAAUGGAGAAAGGUGCAAUAACAGUUAAUAAUAAAAGCUUGUCAACACCGUUCUCCAUCAAAGACAUUUUAACCAGAAAUAAUACAACAAUAACAGCCAAAAUGCAAUCUGAAUUCCAACGUAGAAAAUCCCUUGAAUCGUCUGUGGAACCUUUCCAACCGGAUGAAUUGAGCAUUUACAAAUUGAAUCAGUUUGGCCGUUCGCAGGAUGCGAUGGAUAACAGUCCUUUGUGUGAUAGCAAAUCUGAACCUGAAAAUCAUUCCUUCUACACAUGUUAUAGUGAGAAUAAUAAUGAAGCAAUUUAUGGACCGAAUCGUGAAUCUAAAUCGAGGAGUCAAAGAGACGAAUCAAACUGCUUUUAUGGAAAUGAAUUGGGGAAAAUGAGUGAUAAUAUGAGAGAAGGUGGUAAUGGUUAUGACCACAGAGCCCAUGUGAAGAUGUUUUUAGCUGCAAAUGAAGGACGUCAUAUGAACUAUGGAAGAGAUUGUCCAAUUGAUAUGAGGAGGUGUACCAGUAAUGAUUCAGAUUGCGAUUCACCGCCACCAUCCUCAUACUCCAAUCAACAACUCAUCGAGGACAAUAGUGCUACGAACCGCAAAAAGAGGUCACGUGCCGCAUUUAGUCACGCUCAGGUGUUUGAACUGGAACGACGCUUUGCCCAGCAACGAUACCUAUCCGGACCGGAGCGUUCAGAAUUGGCGAAAUCUUUGCGCCUGACCGAAACUCAGGUGAAAAUCUGGUUCCAGAAUCGACGCUACAAAACCAAACGAAAGCAAAUCCAACAACACGAAGCCGCUCUCCUCAGCGCUACGAAACGAGUUCCAGUUCAGGUGUUAGUCCGAGACGAUGCCCACUAUGGACACAUUUUCGGGCAAGGACACUUCCCGGCCGGAAUCGACCCUGCUCUCCUGAACAUCUACCGGCACCAAAUACAAAUGGCUUAUGGAGUUCCUCUCCCACAAGUACCUUUCCCGUAUUUCUAUCCAACUAAAAUGCCCACGGCCAUCCCUCCGCCUAUGCAGCCGAACGGAACAGACGGGGGAAGCAAAAUGAUGCCCGCGCCUCAGAGCUUCCUAUCGCACCUGAAGGCGCCAAUCAACUUUUCCAAGACGGAAGACUCGGCGACUAGUCACACCUCGAGUAGCGGUCAGUCGUCGCGGUUUUCAUUGGUCAGCCGCGAGUCCAGCCCAAAUAGCAAUGGGCGACGGCCGAGUAGUGAGCAAGAGCACGACAGGGAGAAUGUGGAAUGCGAGAUGCCAGAAGAAAGCGAAAAUGUUGAGAUAGAUUGAAGAUGCUGCGGGAAAGUUGAGUGGACCAGAUACUUAGAUUCAGUGGAACGUAUAAUACAAUAUUUGUUUAGGUCAUGUACAAAUGCUAGACGUAGUCUGAUGGUUAUAAGAAUCCAUGAACUUAGGUGAUAAACGAAAUUCAAUUACUGAGAUAAUUACAAAGAAGAUUAGAUACAUUUUAAGAAAUUGGUGUACAUAUGGAUGUAUGUAUGUAUGGAAUCACAACUGAAAAGAUUUUUUAUGCACCUCGAUUAUUGAUGUAUACCAAAAAUACGUAAUUUGUGUUAGA
Hermetia illucens (black soldier fly) is the source of this 1676-nucleotide messenger RNA. It is a transcript of the gene bap, whose product is annotated as homeobox protein bagpipe. The transcript has 2 exons. Bases 101 to 1387 code for a protein of 428 amino acids. The record is from RefSeq and is a predicted model, not a curated record. Gene Ontology annotation, molecular function: RNA polymerase II cis-regulatory region sequence-specific DNA binding; DNA-binding transcription factor activity, RNA polymerase II-specific. Gene Ontology annotation, cellular component: nucleus. Lineage: Eukaryota; Metazoa; Arthropoda; Insecta; Diptera; Stratiomyidae. Gene Ontology annotation, biological process: regulation of transcription by RNA polymerase II; cell differentiation.